AUUUCAGCCAUUUCGAUUUCGUUUCGUACAAUCCAGUUUUUACUAAGGCUUAGUAUAUUCUUAGUCUGAGAGUUUUUGUUAGCAAUAGAAUUUAGAAUACUGUGAAUAUAUUGUGUAAACGAAUUAUAAUUGAACAAAGUUAUAUUUUUAAAGAAAUAUUGGUACAUUUUAUUUUGCUGUGAUUAACAGCUUUAAAUAAUAUGUUAAUCAAUUAACAAGAUAAAUGAUAUAAACAUGCAGGAUAACGACGUACCAUAUUUAAUUUCUACCAAAAAGUUAAAACCUGAGUACGAAACCUUAGAAAAAAUUAAAGUAACUUCAACCAUUUUAACCAUAGGACGAGGAUUAAAGAACUCCGUCGUUAUACCAGUUAUAGCAAUAUCUAGAAAUCACUGCAUCAUUAGAAAAACAUUUGAUGAAUGGUUUAUUGAGGAUCACAGUAGUUUUGGAAUAGAGCUUAACGGUAUAAAGUUAGGCAAUGGCAAGUACAGGAAACUUAAUAAUCUCGACGUUAUUAUUCUGGACCCAGCAAAGGAAUUUGUUUUUUCAUUCAUAAAGCCAAACACAAGCAUCAAAGAUGAAAACAUAGAUUGUGAACCUUCCAAUAAACGCAUAAAACUUGAAAAUGAUGUUGACUCUGCUGAUAUUAUAAACAAUGUGAAAAUCAAAUUUGAAAACUCACAAAGUUCAGAAAUGCAACACAUUGCUGAAAAAAUUCAAAAUGCACAGGAUAUCCAAAAGAACUCUCAAUUGUUAAAGGAUCGCUUACAAACAGAAAUGAUGCAAAAAAUGCAAAUUUUAAACAAGCUUUAUACUACAAAAAUGGAUUGCUUGGAAGAUGGCAAAACUACAAUUGAAGAACAAAGAGCCCUACUCAUACAAGAGAGAGAUGGAGAACUUGCUUCUUUAAAAAAGGAAAUGGAAGGGAAAAUUUCUAGCCUAAAGGAAGAAAUUGAGAAACACAAUGCAAUAGAAUCGGAACUCAUUUUAGAAAAUGUCUCCCUAAAACAGAAACUUUUAAAAGAAAGAGAAGAAUUUCUGAGUGAAAUAAACAGAGAAAGUUCUUCUAAACAAGAUUUAUUGAGCAAACUCGAAGCUAAAAUGUGGGAGCAAGAAGAAAUUCGUAAAGUAGAGAAAAGAAAACUAGAGGAGAUGUUACGAAAUGAAACGGAAACUCUGAAAUUAGCUAACGAAAAGGAAAUAAAGGCACUGGAAGAGCAAAAAAAGUUGAGGGAAACUGAAUUGUUACAAGAUUUGAAGGUUUUAAAAAGUAAACUGGAAUCAAAAGAAAAGGAGACAGAACAACAUAAAUUUGAAGUUGAGAAAGAGUUAACUAAAAAAGUUGAGGAAUUGAAAAAAGUCAGCGAAGAGGAAAAAGUUAAAAUGGAAGAACUUAUACAUGAAAGAGAGGAAUUACAGAAGAAGUUAUUUGAAGCCAAAGUCAAUGCGAACAAAUCUAUUGUAGAAUUAAAGACUCGAGUAGAAGACAGAGAGACGGAACUGGCCGCGCUGGCUGCAGAGAGGAUACAGAAACAUUCCGAACAGUCCACUGAAGUUAUCAAUUCUCUUCUCGAACAAUUAGAUAAGGUUAAGAGUCAACUAAGAUCAGUGGAGAAUGAAAAGGAGAUGCUGAAAGCGGAGAACGAAAAUGGUGAGAUUACAGCAAAGGAGAGUGCGGUGGCGGAGUUCGCGGAUAUAAUGGAGAAUGAGCUGCAGUGCAGCAUCUGUGCGGAGUUGUUCGUGUGCGCCACCACGCUCAACUGCGCGCACACAUUCUGCAAAUACUGCAUCACUAUGUGGAAGAAGAAGAAAUGGGAGUGCCCCAUUUGUAGGAAACCAAUAACGUCGGAGUGCAAGAGUUUAGUGCUGGACUCGUUUAUAGAGAAGAUGGUGGAGAACCUGAGCGCGGAGAUGAAGAAGAAGAGAUUGGACCUGCUCAAGUCGAGAGAAGAAGACGAGGCGGCACAAGCACAUCAUCCUAACUCCGAUAACGACCGAGGAAGUAACAGCCAUGACGAGUCGGACUUCAACUCGUUGUUCGACGAGGGGGAGGAGGAGGAGUACGAGGAGUUGUAAGUAUAAUCUAAUAUUAUAAA
This is a messenger RNA of Papilio polytes (common Mormon), 2096 nucleotides long. RefSeq names its product E3 ubiquitin-protein ligase RNF8-like. The transcript has 10 exons. Lineage: Eukaryota; Metazoa; Arthropoda; Insecta; Lepidoptera; Papilionidae. Gene Ontology annotation, molecular function: ubiquitin protein ligase activity; histone binding. Gene Ontology annotation, cellular component: nucleus; site of double-strand break; ubiquitin ligase complex. Bases 235 to 2076 code for a protein of 613 amino acids. The record is from RefSeq and is a predicted model, not a curated record. Gene Ontology annotation, biological process: ubiquitin-dependent protein catabolic process; protein K48-linked ubiquitination; double-strand break repair.